Messenger RNA from Pneumocystis jirovecii RU7, 3816 nucleotides. RefSeq names its product TORC2 complex subunit TSC11. The transcript has 22 exons. Bases 1 to 3816 code for a protein of 1271 amino acids. Gene Ontology annotation, cellular component: TORC2 complex. Lineage: Eukaryota; Fungi; Ascomycota; Pneumocystomycetes; Pneumocystales; Pneumocystaceae. Gene Ontology annotation, biological process: TORC2 signaling. The record is from RefSeq and is a predicted model, not a curated record.
AUGAGCUGGGAGAGAUGUGCAGGAAAGAAGCAGAUACAGAGUCGAAGAAUAGCAGCACCAGCAGCAUUAAAUAAAACAUCAGUAGAAGCAGCCAACAAGGCAAAAAAACAGGAAAAUGUAUCGGUAUCAUCGAGUUUACCAGCACAGAUAGCCCCUGAAAUUGAGGAUGAAGCACAGAGAGUUCAAAAGCUGAAUGAGCUUACAAACCAGCUGGAUAUUGAAAACAAGAUCAAAGAAGGAGCAGAAAAUCUUUUGCAGGUUUUUGAUAUAAAAACAGCUGAUCAGGAGGGUGAAAACCAUGCAAUAUUAAGAAGAAAGAUUGAACUGGAGUUGGAUGCAGCUAAUAUGAAAAUUGCACGAAUAAAAAUGCAGAUAAACGAAAUAAAAUCAAAUAAUUCAUGUGGGGCUAUUUUGGGUCAUUUAAAUGUAAAAAUAAUUGUUUCAGAUGCAAAAUUUACGUCAAACACGAUCUAUGAUCAAGAUAUCGAAAACUCCGUCAUGUGCUAUAAUGAGUUCCAGCAUCCUACACAAGCAUUUAUGCGGAAAAAAGAAAAAGAUGAACAUACAGAGAUGAUUAAUCCAGUACAAACGUUGGAGUCUGCCUUUAAGCGUUUAGAUGAGACUAUUAAUGACAAGGUUCACUAUAUAAAGUGCACAAAUCAUCUUAUAUCACUUCUCAAAACGUAUUCAACGUUAAAAUAUGACUUGAAUUGGGAAGCACUUCGAUACCACUUAUGUAAUAUGUUUUCAAGUCCGAAUACAGAUAAAGUGGCAUGUGGAUAUCGUCUUUCAAGAUACGCUAUUUGUGAUUUAGAAUCUAUAUCUUUUUUGAAAAAAAUUCAUCUAGAAUAUGCAAUUAUACGAUCACUUUCUAAAGAUAGUAGUGCAUCAAAUGAACGUGAACAGGCUUUAAAGCUACUUAGAUCAUUUUAUGAAAUCAAAGGUGGUAUAUCUGAGAUAUCCAAAAGUGUAGUUAGUGCCGUCGUAUCUUUAGCUGAGCAUUCAGGAGAUAAAAUGUCGUCGAUAUGUGUAGAGACGUUAGCUGAAAUGAGUAGCAGAAGUAAUAUUUUUGAAUGUACAAUUAAUGUUAUAUUAGUUGUGUUGGAUCCAGCAUUAAUUAUUUCCUCGGGUGGUAAUAAGGUAUUACUUCAAACUUUAAGCGAUGGACCAUUCGAGAUUGCGAAUGAACUUGUUAAAUUAUUUAUAUUUCUUUUAGAUGUUCCCUCUACAAGAAAAUACGUUCGACCUCAAAGCGAUCUUCAACUUAUUGUUUCUAACCUUACUAAUAUUCAUCCCAUGAUGGAAGAAUACAAAGUAAGAUAUUGUGCAAAUGCAGUAGCAACAAUGAUAAAGUCUUGGUCGGGACUGAUUUAUAUGAGUAUGUAUAAUAUGCGGUCAAUUCGCUCUUUGAUUGAUGCAUUACGUAUAUCUUCUUCUAGAUGCCGGGAUACAAUUCUUGAUCUUUUAUAUAAUAUUUUUAGAAUACAACCGUCCUCUAUAACGUCAACAUUUUUGGCCGGUAGAAGACUUACAACUUGGGGAAGACCAUUUCCACAUGGUCAACAAGAACCGCAAAAUGAAAAUAUAUUUUCAAAUAAGUUUAUCGAAUCUGGAAGAAAUGAUUUAUCACAACAGUUUUUAGCAUUAAUUGUCAUUGUAUUUAUAGAUAUUGGAAUACUGGAUGCUUUAAUGACUAUUGCAGAAGAUUCUAAAGAUAAAAUGAUUUUUCGGAAAGCAACAUUGCUAAUUGUAGAACUACUUCAGUUAGUAAAUAGAAUUUUGCCAUUAAAAUAUGGUACCAAGCUUCAGUUUCUUCCAAAAUUAUUUGUGUCUGCAUUAGAAUUUGAUAAUAAGUUUCAUCCUGCCGCAACGUCUGCUCUUCUUCAAAUAGAGUCUUUGAAUAGAGCAAAAAUGAAAAUUAGCUCUAUUCAACAAAAAGAACAUUAUUCAGGGUCAGAAAAUUUCUUAAAAAGAGGGCGAAGACAGCUUGAACAAAUUAAACUUAAGCUAGGCCUACAAAUCGACGAUAUUCGUUUCAGAACUCUUCUAUUAGAUACUCAGGUUUUAAGCACUAAAAAUUAUAAAAAAUGGAGAUGGGAUAUACUUGUUGAACUUUUACAGGGACCUUUGUUAAAUCCAAAAAGGUUAGAAGAAUCUAUUCGAUCUACAAAAUUUAUGAAACGUUUAUUGUCUUUUUACCGACCGUUUAGUUAUAGGUUUUCUAAUAUUAAACAAACAAAACCCAAUCAGCGCUAUGUUAGAAUUGGUCGAAUGGUUUUCACUACAUUACUUGCUAAUCCAGAGGGCGUACGUUAUUUAGCAGAUAGCAAACUUUUAAGACAAAUUUCAGAAUGUCUUGCUCAACUUGAUCCAAUAAGUGGUGUUUCUUGUCCAUAUCCUUUAUUUUCAAAACAACGCUUAGAAGAAACAUUGACAUCAGGAUAUUUUGUUUUACUUGGGACUUUAUCUGAAAAUAAAGAAGGAAUUGCGAUGAUGGAAAAAUUAAAAAUAUUUAACAUGUUUUAUCAUCUUACAGAACUUCGAAGUCGUGAUGAUCUAAUUUUGAAUUUUAUAACAAAUAUGGAUUAUAGAUUCCAAGGACAUCCUCGUAUAAUUCUUUCAAAGGCUCUUACUACAGGAUUGAAGGAUGUGCGACUUUUUGUUACGAAGCAUUUGGGAACACUUUUAUCUCCAAAUAAAAAAAUAUCUACCAAAAAUACUAAAGUUACAGAAUGGGCUAUCUAUUUACUUGUUACUCAGUUAUAUGAUCCUUCUAUCGAAGUAUGUCAAAUGGCUGUUAAAGUUUUAGAAAGAGCAUGCUAUGAUUUCGAAAAUCUUCAAUAUACAUUAAAACUACGUCCAACAUUAGAACAUCUUGGUGAUAUUGGCGCACCAUUACGUUUAAGAUUUUUGGCAUCGUCUAUAGGAUUUAAUUAUCUUAAAGAAGUUGAUUAUAUCGAGAAAGAAAUGGAUAAUUGGUUCCAUGAACAAAAUGAAUCUUAUGUAAACUAUGUAGAGAAUCGUCUUUCAUUAGCAUUUUUGCUUACAAAUAAUAAUGACAUUGAUAGUCUUAUUCCACCUCAUUUUUAUGGAGAAAUCAUUAAAACAUUUGAAGGAUGUCAACUUUUAAAAAACAAAGGGCAUUUUGAGCAUUUUGCUUCUUAUAUUUUUAAUCAUAAAGAUGAAUAUGAGGAUAAAAAUAUUAUCCUUCAGUUAAAAAGUUCUCUUUGGGCUAUAGGGAAUAUUGGUUCUCAUAAUAAUGGUUUUCCAUUUCUUGAAAAUAGUCGAGUAAUUCCUGAAAUUGUAUAUAUAGCAGAAAAAUCACAAGUAAUGAGUCUUAGGGGAACUGCAUUUUUUGUAUUAGGAUUAAUUUCUAUAAUAACACCUGUUUCCAAAAUAUUAGAACAAUAUGGAUGGGUAUCUGUUUUUACUAGUUUUGGUAUCCCUAUUGGUGUUUGUAUUCCAAAUGAUAUUAAAAAAAUAUUAUUUUUAGAACCAUGGCAUUAUCAAUCAUGCACAUCUGAUUCUGAAGAGGAUAUAUCUAAGUUAGCCUUUAAAAAUGAUAUUCAAGCUAGUAUUUUAAAAGCAGUAAUUGAUUUAUCUAGUCAUAUUUUAGCCAAUAAAGCAGUCAAAUCUCUUUCAAGGCUAAAAUUGAAGUAUCCUGAAGAAUUUAAAUCAUUGGAUCUUUAUAAAUCAGUUCUUAAAAUUCUUACACGUUAUCGUUAUCGACAGCCUGUUCGAAAGUUUAUCUUAGAAAUGUUUUCGUGCGAUAUAUUUUACCAGGAUUGUGAAAUAUUACACAAUAAUAAUACAUAG